GAAAAUACAAGCUGUUAAAAUGAGAUCUUUUUCUUUCAGAAAUUCAUAAAAUAAGAUUUUGUAACUUAUAUCGCAAGAGAUUACAAUUAUAUUUAUUUUUAAUAUUCUUAACUUUCAUUUUAAAACAAUGGUCUUCGAAUCGCUUGUGGCGAGUCUUUUAAACAAAUUUUUAGGUGAUUAUGUGCAGAAUUUUGAUAGCUCUCAGUUGAAAUUAGGAAUAUGGGGAGGUGAUGUAACAUUGAAAAAUUUAGAUGUUAAAGAGAGUGCCCUGGAUGAUUUAGAUUUGCCAAUCAAAGUUAUUUCAGGCCAUCUAGGGAAGCUUGUUCUUAAAAUCCCUUACAAGAACAUCUACACAUCACCAACGAUUGCUAUCAUCGAAGGAUUGUUUGUUGUCGUAAUUCCAAAUCAAGGCAUAAAGUAUGAUGCAGAAAAAGAAGCUAAAGCUGCCCAAGAAGCCAAACAAGCAGAACUUUUACGAAUUGAAGAAGCAAAAGCAAAAGCUUCUGAUAAAGGUGGUGGUAAAGAAGAAAAAAAAGAUACAUUUACAGAAAAGCUAAUAACUCAGAUAAUCAAAAAUUUGCAAGUUAAAAUUAAAGACAUUCACCUUCGCUAUGAAGAUAAUUUUUCAGAUCCUAAACUUCCAUUCAGCUUAGGGUUUACUUUGCAUAAUCUUUCCUUUGAAACAACCGAUGAAAAGUGGACACCUGCUGUGAUACAAGAAAGUGUAAAUAUUAUCCAUAAGCUUGUCGUCCUUGACAGUCUGGCAGUUUACUGGAACAGCAGAUCACCAUUAUUUCAUAAAAUGUCUAUUGAAGACAGGCAGAAAGCAAUGGAGAAAAGCAUAGCCACGUCAACCUUUACUCCUAAUGACGUAAUGUAUAUGCUUGGCCCUAUAAAUUCCAAAGCUCAACUUCAAUUAAAUUCCAAACCUGAAUUAGAUGGAACUGGAUUCAAAACGCCUAAAGUUUGGUUAAAUGUUGUGAUGGAAGAGAUUGCUGUUGGGCUUUCAAAGCUACAAUAUCAAGAUCUGAUCAAGUUGUUAGAAUCUCUUGACAGGAUGACUGUUGCUUCUUUGUAUAGAAAAUACAGACCAAAUGUGCAAAUAGCUAACCAUGCAAAACAAUGGUGGCAAUUUGCAAUAACUGCUGUUCUUGAAGAAGAUAUUCGUCGCAAGCGCCGUAACUGGUCUUGGGAUAAUAUGAAAUCCCACCUCGACAAUUGUAAGAAGUACAAAGAGCUUUAUGUCAUGAAGUUAUCUGGUAAAAAAAUGAAUCACGAAACUGUUGCAGAGUUAAAUAAUCUUGAAAUGGUGCUGGAUCUGUUUAACAUCACACUUGUCAGAAAGCAAGCAGAACUUGAAAUUUUAAGAAGUUCAAAAAAGGAUGCAAAGCAGCAGUCUUGGGGUGGAUGGUUUGGCAGCUUUUUUUCUAAAAACCAGCAUCAAGAGACAAAUGAUGAAACCACAGGAGCGAAAAUUGCAAAGCAACUAGAAGAAGCCAUGACAGCUGAUGAGAAGCAAAAAUUAUAUGAAGCAAUUGGUUAUCAGGAACAGGUUGUAGCUACUGAAUACCCUAAGGAGUUCAUUGAGAACAAACUUUUGUUUCUUCUGCACAAUCUUACUCUAGUGCUUUCAGAUGAAACAAGAAGUGAUUCCCAAGUUUUGAAAGUGAAUUUGAAAGAAGUUUAUGCUUGUAUUGAGCAAAGACCAUCCGCGCAAGCUUUAAGCUUUGAUUCAAAAAUUGAAAGCUUUGUAGUUCAAGGCAUACCUGCAAAAAAGCGAAUUCCUACAAUCGCUACCUCUCGUCUGUCAUCCAAAAGUAAUAUACCUCUACUUCAGAUAUAUUUUGAAACAAAUCCUUUAGAUGAAUCUUGUGAUCAGCGAUUGCAUGUUCAAGCUCAGCCAUUAGACAUCACAUAUGAUGCAGUUACUGUAAAUAGUUUAGCAGAAGUGUUCAAACCACCUGAAACAACAGCAUUACAACAGUUGCAAGCAACAGCUAUGUUAAAGUUUGAAGAGAUGAAAGAAAUGUCAGCAUUAGGUCUACAACAUGCCAUAGAACUACAUAAGUACUUAGAUUUGAAGAUUGAUAUGCAGCCAAUUUUUAUAAUAAUACCUGAAAAUGGUGCCCUUGACGAAAAUUCUAAUCUUAUUGUGGUUAGCCUUGGAAAUUUCACUAUGGAUAGUCAUAAAAGAGACCCAAUGUCUCCUACUGUUAAAAGUCUUAUAAGAGAUGGAAGUACAGAGGCAGAGGUCCUAUCUACUAUGAUAGAUAAAGCUUAUGAUAAAUUUGAAAUUUCUUUGAAGAAUAUGGAAAUUCUCCUGGCUUCACCUUAUGAUGAUUGGAAGGAAUCUGUGGGCCAAUUGGACGAUAAAAAGCAUAUUCUUUAUCCAUUAACAAUUAACGUUGCUUUUCAUAAAUCAAUAGUUACUAUUGAUCCUCGACUACCUCAAAUGCGAAUAGAAGGAGUUCUUCCCUGUUUAGAUCUUGGAGUCUCGGACUAUCAAAUUUCUCAACUGAUCAAAAUAGCGACAAGUAUUCCACUGCCUGAAAGUAGUCCACCUCCUGAAGUUUCUUUUGAUAAUCAGACUUUGUCUUCAGCUGCAGCUGCUGAUUUUAUAAAAUCCAAAACUGUGCAUCAGAUGAAAAAAGAAGCUGUUGAAACUGUUAAAAAUGCAUCAACAUCAGAAAGUGACGAGGAAACUAUUUCUGUAAAAGAAGUUGCUCAGAGUACAAGCUUGGAAUUUAAAUUUGAAAUCGAACAAAUAUCUUUUGGCAUCUCAAAGCAUGUUGAAAAAGAUGAUUAUGAUCAAAACAUCUUAAAAUUUUCAAUCCUUAAAUUUGGAACUAAUUUCACCAUGAGAACUUUUGACAUGGCUGCAAACAUGUACCUUGGAGGAAUAUGCUUGGAACAUUUUGAAUUUAAAGAUUUACGAGGAAAUGCUUUAAAAGUUAUUUCAACUUCAGUGCAAGAAGCUACUGAUAAUUUAUUCUCGUUGAAAUACUUGGCAGCUGAUAAAAAAGCUCCUGAUUUUGCGAGUGUGUAUGAAUCUACACUGCAGGCAAUAAAUGCUGAUUUUAGUCAGCUAACUGUUAUUUUACAUCAGGAAUCAAUUUUGAGAAUCAUGGACUUUUGUAACACAUUACUUAGCAGUGCUCAGCCCGCAUUGAAAACUGAAGUUUCCAGUCUUGAAAUAGUUCCUGUGAGAAAAAAGACUUCAAGUGAAGAAAAAGUAAAAUCAAAAACUGUUUCUAAGAAGAAAGCAGACGAUAAAGUUAUUGAUAUGAAGCUCACAGCAGCUCUAGAUUCUAUUAAUUUAUUAAUUCGUAAUGAAAAAUAUGAAUUAACAGAUCUCCAGAUAAAAGGUAUGAAUGCAUCUGUUACAAUACAAAAAUCGAAAACUACAGUUUCAGCAUUCCUGAAGGACUUUGUGGUGGCAGAUCCUACCCCAAAGGCUCUUUAUCCUCAAAUUGUUAGUACUGUUGCUGGAGAAGUUUUGGAUGUCAAAUUAUCCAUACACAAUAAUGCUACUGAUGAUGAAAGCUACAUUGACAUGAAUGCUGUGGAUAUGGAUAUUUCUGUUAGCUUUGGAAGAAUGAAAAUUGUGUUCCUCAAUAAAUUUGUGUCUUCCUUGCUAGCUUUCCUCGAUCACUUUCAAGAUGCCAAGGAUAAAGUUGCAGAAGCAAGUGCUGCUGCUGCCGAAGUUGCUAAAAAAAAUAUGGAAGAGGUUUAUGAAAAGUCAACAAGGAUUUUAUUGAAUAUUAUAAUUCAAGCUCCUGUUAUAGUUACUCCACAAAAUUCUUCAUCUACUAAUGCGAUUGUUGCUGAUUUAGGAAUUCUGAAAAUCAUCAAUCGUUUUACACUUGGUGAACAGCGGAAUGAAUUAGGAAUUCCAGGAAUAUUUGAAAAAAUGGUGUUAGAUUUACAAAACCUUCAACUUUUUAGGUACAUUGUUCGAUUAAACAUAACUUCUAGAUUGAAAUCUCGUUUGAAUUUUAAGAUUGAAUAUCCUUUAGCUCUUGUGAACCCUGAAACUCUAGAUGUCGUUGCGCAGUGUCUAAUUUUAGAACCCAUCAGCUUUUUAUUAGAUGUUAUUCGCAAUCACUCAAGUAAUUGGCUCUCUGAUGUUCCUGAAAUGCAAGUGUCUGGAAGACUUGCUGCUGUAAAAGUAUCUUUAAGUCAGGAUGAUUAUAACAUUGUUAUGAGUGUCUUAAGUGAAAAUUUAACUGAGCUUCCUGAGGGGAUGGAACAACAAUGCACUACUAAUGCUGUUUCCACUUCCAAUGACCUAAAGAAAAAGUCAUCUGAAACAGCCACUUCAGUUGGAAAAAAAGUAUCUGUCUGUGAUGUUGUAAAGUGUAAAGUGCUGCCUCGAUUUAAAUUUGACUUUGUUAUGGAUAGUGUUACUGCCACAUUAUACAGUGGGGAAAAGCCUCUUGUUGAAGGAUUAAAUCACAGAGAAAACCAUUUUUCAAUGGCAGCAGUAGAAAUCAAGGCUUUAGAUUGUCGUGCAGUAAUAAUGUCAGAUUCUUCUAUCAUUGCUGAUAUUAGUUUACUUGAUGUAACAUUGGAUGAUACAAGGUGUGGACGUAAAAGUGGUAUUAGGAGGCUAAUGGAGCGAUCAGUCACAGAUGGCUUAUCAAACAUGAUAUCGAUUGAAUUUAAGCAAGGCAAGGAAGGAGAAAGAAUUGUGCAUACAGCAGUAUCCAGUUUCUCACUGGUUUUUUGCCUUGAAUAUAUAAUGAUGCUAGGAGAAUUUUUUUCUGGUUCUUCCAAACCUCAGCCAGCUACUCGUACCAUUUCCGAUCAGUCUGAAAAUCAUCAAAAACUACCUGUAAUAGCUCCUCAUUCUGUUUCUGAAGAUAGCCUUAGUCAAAGUAACAAUGCCAUGGUUAUUAUUUUGAAACUGAAGAAACCAGACAUAGUACUUAUUGAAAAUAUUGAAGAUGAAUACUCAAAUGCUAUUUUUCUAAAUAAUGAAAUUGAUCUGAGGAUGACAAUUGCUGGGCCGUCCCAAUCAAUAUCAGGAUCAAUAACUAACUUAACUUUUUACACCGCCUGUUUUCACUCUUCAAAAAGACACGAGACCUCUGCAAAGAUUCUUAGUCCAUGUGAUAUUGAUAUUCAGUGUAACUUUCGUGAACAUUCUCAGCAUAUGGAUAUAAUGUUCAGAGAUCUUAUACUUCAUAUUUCGCCUGGAACUGUACACCUGAUUACCAAUAUAUUAUCAUCUAUAGUUACAGAACCGGCAAAAGAAAAUGUUGAAGCUGUUGAAGAUGACAAAGAUUUCACUGAUAUUUGGCUGCCAAAGUCAUUGAAUAAAAGCAAAUUUUGGUUUUUAGACACAGUAUGUGCUGAAGAUGCUCUUGAAGAGUUGAAUGAAGAUUCUGCAUCUGACAUCAUUAUGCUCUUUACUAUGAGGAAAGUUGUCAUUACCAUUGAAGCUGGUGUCGGAACUCGUACCGUCCCAAUGCUGUUAAUGGAAUCAUCAUUUCAAGCAGAUAUACGAGAUUGGGCUAGCAAUCUGUAUGUUGGAAGUUCUUUCAGCCUAGAGAUGUCUUAUUACAAUGAAAAAAUUGCUGUUUGGGAACCUCUGAUCGAGCCCAUUGAAACUUCUAAAGGUCAUCGUUCUUGGGAAUUGAUGAUGGAACUAUCAAAAGAAGUGGAUGCAUUAGAAUUAAGUCCUGAUGAUGAUGAGCCAGAUGAAGUAGUUUUUGAGCCACCUCAAAUGAGUAUUCAAAUUGUUGCUCAAGAUGUUUUGGAAUUAACAGUCAGCAAAAGAGCUAUGGAUGUGCUCUCUCAUCUUGGUGCAGCAUUUCAAGAAGCUGUUACCAAAGCUGUUGGUAAAGAGCCUCCUGAACCAUAUGCUCCAUAUCAUGUUAAUAACUAUCUUGGAAUUCCAGUGCACAUAAUCUUGACAGAUAGAAUAUUUCAGAUAUUAAAUGAAGAAAAUAACUAUAACUGUGUUAAACUGGAAUCUGGUUGCCCUGCUUUAAACUUGUCUUUCGCCACCAACAAAAUGGAUCCCUCAAGUAGACUUUCCAUUUUAAAGAAACAGGAUGCAAAAGAGGAAACAUAUUUCAACAUAAUGUUGCAGAUUACUCAAGAGGACAUGGUUGUAGAGAGAAAGAUAUCAGUUGCAUGCACAGACAAACGUUUCUAUCAACUGCCUCGAACUACUUAUCCAGGAAAUAAAUGGGGUUUUGUUAUUUCAAUCCUUUCUAUGGAUGGGUCUAAGUUUAUAACAUUUCAUUCCAUUCUCAAGAUACAAAAUUGUUUUUCUGUUCCUAUUGAUAUAUAUUUUAUGAAGCAAUCCCUGAAUGAAGUUGAAUGGUGUGCUUGUGCUGAAUCAAAUAAAGUUGAAUACCUACCUCUUCAUGCUGUUUAUAGUUCUACCAGUGAGCUUUUCUUCAAACCGAAGCAUUUAGAUCCCUCAUAUACACUCUCUUUGCCUUCUUUUGUAUGGAAAGAUUUGACAGAUGAUCCUUACACGCAAAAAACUGUCUUUUGUAAAGAUAAGAGCUCUUCUGCAAAAUCAUUCUACAUUAGUGUUUCAGGUGAACCAGAACGUAUUUAUUAUGAAGAGACGAACCGAAAAACUAUGUCUAGCUCUAUUUAUACCUUGAACUUAAGUCCUACAGCUGUUCUCAGAAACUUGCUCCUAUAUCCUAUCAACUAUUCCAUGCAGGGUGUAGAUAAGGAAUAUUGUUUAAAAGAAGGAGAAAGUCAAGAUUUGUGGGCAGUAGAUUUGGAUAAAACAGGUUUAGAGAUCAGAUUAAGGAAUUAUUUGGACCGGGAUUGGACUUGUUACCAAGUUUUAAAAAAGGAAAUGGAAGAACUCAGUGUAUGGAUUUUUGAAUCAUCCACAAGUGAUAGGACGCUACACCUGGAAUUAGGAAUGCACAUUCAAAAGUCAAAAGGCUCUCUCAUAAUGCAGCUUUAUUCCCCGUUUUGUAUGAUUAAUAAGACUGGUCUGAUGCUAACUUACAGAGGUGAUGAAGAUAAUCUUAUUGUGCAUCCUGCAUCUAUGAAUCCUGUGUUGUUCUCAUUUAAAGCUAAAGCAUUUUUUGCAAAGAAAAAAGCUUCUUUGAGAGUUGAAGAUUCGGAAUGGUCUGACAAGUUUUCAUUGGAUGCUGUUGGUAGCUCAGGAACUGUCGUAACUAAAACGAAAGAUGGAAGAACAUGUGGGCUUGGUGUGCAAAUCAAACUGAGUCAAGCUGGAUUAACAAAGAUGAUCGUUUUCACACCUUACUACUUACUUGUGAACAACUGUCAGUAUGAUAUAGAAGUUCAAGAAUCGGACACUAGUGAAUGGAUUAAAGUGCCAAAGCAAGAAUGUAUACCAUUUUGGCCAAAAAAUACUAUCAAAGCUGAGAUGGCUGUUAAAUAUUGUGAUGAAGAUCAACAUUCUUGCUUAUUUUCUUUUAAAGAAGCUCAUAAAACCUGUUUAGCUUUAAAAUCAAAGAGAGGUGGCAUAACGGUUGACUGUCAAACGACGGAAUCAUCCAUCAUAAUUACAUUUGAAGAUUACAUCCCUGGUCGUGCUACAGCUUUGCUAGUGAAUGACUUGGAGAACUUUCCUAUUUUCUUUCAACAAAGAAAUUGUUCUGAAGAAAUUCAGCUUGAACCAAAAUCAAGUAAACUCUUUUCAUGGAUGAAUCCUCUAGAAAAGCGCAUCUUAAAUUGGAAAUGUGGUGACGAUCAAGGAGAACAUGACUUACUAAAGGAUGGUAUUGGUGAACUAGAACCACAGACUAAUCACAAAGUUUACUGGGUGUCAUUCUUUGAUGAUAUGCAAAGAGUUCUCUUAUUUACUACUGAUCUUGCUCUUGCUACUGCUGCACAAGAGGCUGGAGAACUUGAAAGAAUUGAGCAAGAAAUUACUGUUUCACUUCAAGGUGUUGGAAUUUCCCUUGUUGAUAAUGACAUUAAGUCCGAAAUUAUGUACAUGGGCAUUACCAGCACUGGAAUUGUUUGGGAAUCAAGGAAGAAGAAAAGCAAGCGAUAUAAGGCUUUAAGUAUAAAAGAUGGAGACAUAAUAGAACUUGCUUAUCAGAAAUAUCAUAAUGAGAUCAAAGUGGGAAGGAAACCUAAAUCUCGUGUAUUGUUGCAUAACAGGAUAGAAAUAGAUUUUGAAGAAAUGGUAAUGACAAAACCUAAUGUCAGAUGCCUGAGAAGAACAUAUCAAACAGGCCUUUGGCUACAGUACAAAACUUCUCCUCAUCAGCUUCAGCUUCAUGCAAAAAUCAAUAGACUUCAGAUUGAUAAUCAGCUCUUAGAUUGUGUGUUCCCUGUUGUUUUAGCGCCAGUGCCUCUACCAAAAUCAAUAGCUGCUGAAACAGUACCAAAACCCUUUACGGAGCUCAGUGUAAUGUUAAGAAAGGCAGAACACAGUGCUGUGCCUCAAUUUAAGUAUUGUAAAAUGCUCAUUCAAGAAUUCCACAUCAAACUGGAUCAAGGUUUCAUUAAUUCCAUGCUCCUAUUUUUUACUGCUGAUCAGGCACCUGAAAUUGAUCACGUUAAAAUUCUAGGUUUAGAUAAAGCGCUUACUGAAUCAUCUUUGAAGGAUGUAGCUGCUGUGUAUUGCUCACAAGAACAGCAAAAUUAUUUUGACAAUUUACAUUUUUCACCACUAAAGGUACACAUUAGCUUCUCUAUGACUGGUGGAAGUCAGGAUAGUAAUAAGCCAACAGCUAUUCAUUCUGACUUUCUGAACUUACUUUUGCAAAGUGUGGGAGUAACCCUUACAGAAAUACAAGAUGUCAUCUUCAAAUUAGAUUACUUCGAAAGACAGCAUGUUUUCAUUAGUCAAAAACAACUUAUUUCUGAAGUUACUAGUCACUAUGUUGGCCAGGCAGUGAAACAGCUAUAUAUGCUAGUUCUUGGGUUGGAUGUUAUUGGUAAUCCAGUCGGAUUGCUAAUUGGAUUAGGAGAAGGAGUAACGGAUCUUUUCUAUGAACCCUUCCAAGGUGCUAUCCAAGGUCCUGAAGAAUUUGCUGAAGGCCUUGCUCUGGGUGUUAAAUCAUUAUUUGGUCAUGCAAUAGGUGGAGCUGCUGGCGCUGCUUCACGUAUUACGGGCACACUUGGAAAAGGAAUUGCCGCCUUAACACUCGAUAAGGAUUAUCAAAAGAAGCGGCGUCAAAACAUAAGUCGAAGGCCUCAAGAUUUUACUCAUGGUAUUGCUGAAAGUGGCAAAGGUCUUGUUAUGGGUGUUUUUGAUGGUGUAACUGGCAUUGUGACUAAGCCCAUUGAAGGAGCAAGAGAAGGUGGAGUUGGAGGCUUCUUUAAAGGGGUAGGAAAGGGCCUUAUUGGUGUGGUGACAAGACCCACAGCAGGAGUUGUUGAUUUUGCCAGUGGAUCAUUAGAAGCUGUGAAGCGAGUGACUCAGGUAUCUGAUGAAGUGAAGAGAUUGCGUGUGCCACGAUUUGUUCAGCCCGAUGGCAUAAUUCGACCGUAUGUAAAAAGAGAAGCUGAAGGAAAUAAAUUACUGCUGGAGGUAGAGAAAGGUAAAUAUUCAAAUACUGAUGUGUACUUGGCCCAUGUACCAGUUUCUGAUGAAAAAUUAUUUUUGCUAGUUACAAAUAACCGAGUUAUGUACAUUGAAAAAGGAGAGAUAUUUGGUCAGUGGAACACAGUGUGGGAAUACAGAUUUGAAGAAAUCAAGGAACCACCUGCUGUAACUGAUAAAGGGCUAAGGAUAAUGUUGAAAGAACCUCAAAAGAAAGGAAUAUUUAGCAAAUCAGUUGCUGGUAAACUUGUGCAUAUAGUGGAUCCUGUGACUUGUAAGUGGAUUGCUGAUAAAAUUACAGAAGCAUUAAGAAAGUGAAAAAAAUGCAGUUGUGAAAGCUUUUUAAUCAGUACAAGUACUUGAAAUUAUCAGCCCAAUUUGGUAGAAAAUUCAAUUUUCUUUCGAAUUUGCUCAGCCGUCCAAAGGAGAAGCAUUAAAUGACAAUUAUUUUGUUCAACUGUUCCUGAAAAUCUUCUCCAAUGGAUAAUGGUUAAAUGACUUUUAAAAAUCCAAAAAUGUUGGAACUAUAUAUAUAUAGUUAACUCUUGAUUAUCUGUGGAAUAGGGUGGCAUGGUAAUCCCCGAUAAUCUGAAUAAUAUUAAAAAACGAUACUUAGCAUGUACUAUGGCUGAAACAUAUUAAUAACACUUGCAUGUACAUUGCUACAUUGCAUCUACAACAUUGAAUGUAAAAUAUGUAUGUAAAAUCUAAAAUCGAACAAUAACACAAUCAUAAUUCAAAAACAAAAA
Uloborus diversus is the source of this 10257-nucleotide messenger RNA. RefSeq names its product intermembrane lipid transfer protein Vps13-like (gene Vps13). The record is from RefSeq and is a predicted model, not a curated record. Gene Ontology annotation, cellular component: extrinsic component of membrane. The transcript is spliced from 78 exons. The coding region runs from base 128 to 9826 and encodes 3232 amino acids. Gene Ontology annotation, biological process: protein targeting to vacuole; protein retention in Golgi apparatus. NCBI's taxonomy places the organism in Eukaryota, Metazoa, Arthropoda, Arachnida, Araneae, Uloboridae.